CAAAAGGAAAUUCCGUCGUAUUUACAUUCGCCUCUCGUGUCCGCUCUCUCCGCCACCGCCCGCUGCCGACCGGUGAAGUUUUUCUUUUUGGCCGGAAAAUUUAAUGUCAAUAGUGUUCUUCUGGUGAUCGCCAUGGCCGUCGCCGACCGUCGCAAGCCGCACAAUGAUGUGAAGCUCUUCAGGCUCUGUCCAAUUUGGCAAUCGGGGCAUACGUCGUCGACUCAGAACCUUCACCAUAGUAGCCAUGGCCCUAGCCGCAGAAACGGAGCGGCGGCGAAUCAUACGAAAUCUUCGUCGUCGUCCAAGACGGUGUCGUCUGUGGCGAAGUCGCUGUUGCCUCCUCGGCGUAGGCUCCGGCUUGAUCCUAACAAUUGUUUGUUCUUUCCAUAUGAGCCCGGGAAGCAGGUGAAGAGCGCCAUCAGGUUGAAGAAUACGAGCAGAUCCCAUGUAGCUUUCAAGUUCCAAACUACAGCACCAAAGAGUUGUUAUAUGCGGCCUCCUGGUGGCAUUCUGGCUCCUGGAGAAAAUGUUAUUGCUACUGUCUUCAGAUUUGUGGAGCAGCCUGAGAAUAAUGAAAAGGCAAUGGAUCAGAAGAGCAAAAUUAAGUUUAAGAUCAUGAGCCUUAAAGUGAAAGGAGGAACAGAAUACGCACCCGAGCUGUUUGAUGAACAGAAGGACCAAGUAACGAUAGAGCGGAUAUUGCGGGUCGUAUUUGUAGAUGCAGAACGUCCUAGUGCUGCUCUUGAAAAACUGAAACGUCAACUGGCCGAAGCCGAGGCUGCACUCGAAGCACGCAAGAAACCUCCAGUAGAAACAGGUCCCCAAGUUGUGGGGGAAGGUCUUGUGAUAGAUGAAUGGAAGGAACGAAGGGAGAAAUACCUUGCUCGUCAACAAGUCGGAGCAGUAGACUCCGUGUAAAGUGAGAUUCACCAUUUCACUACGCUCAUUUCGAGGGUCACAUUGUACAGGUAUUGUCAUCUUGAAGCCCUGGGUAUCUGGAAGAUGAAAGAAGUCGUUAGUUGGAAAGUUCAUCAAGCGAUGUCGAUGUCGAUGUCAUUACUUAGGAAAUGAGCAGCAAGAAACUUAGAUCAAAAGUCGAAUGCUGCUCGUUGUAGAUAAUGAAUGAAUUUUGCAUUUGAAAAUAAAUGUGCUACACAUCAAUCACCUCAGCUUAUGAUCACUACAUGAAUAUAUGGUUCCGUGGCUCAAUUGAUUUUUGUUUUCUCUAUAUUAUUUUUAACAACUUUUGGAUUGAUAAGUUGUACAAUUAUUGUGUUGAAAAAGGAUGUUUGUAUUGCCAAAAAUUCAAUAUUUUGAGCUCAAGGUGAAGUGAAGCUUCUAAUAUUCAUGGCUUAGGCUCGAAUUUCAAAUUUUGGAGAA
Molecule: messenger RNA, 1380 nt
Organism: Momordica charantia (bitter melon)
Lineage: Eukaryota; Viridiplantae; Streptophyta; Magnoliopsida; Cucurbitales; Cucurbitaceae
Product: vesicle-associated protein 4-1
Biological process (GO): endoplasmic reticulum membrane organization
Cellular component (GO): plasma membrane; endoplasmic reticulum membrane
Source: RefSeq, a predicted model, not a curated record